This is a messenger RNA of Pogona vitticeps (central bearded dragon), 1388 nucleotides long. It is a transcript of the gene GPN3, whose product is annotated as GPN-loop GTPase 3. Gene Ontology annotation, molecular function: GTPase activity. The record is from RefSeq and is a predicted model, not a curated record. Lineage: Eukaryota; Metazoa; Chordata; Lepidosauria; Squamata; Agamidae.
UUUUUUAAUCCAGAGUCUUGCCCCAAACAGCCUUGCCUGCAGCAACUCAAGGGUUAAUGGAAGCCGCCAAAGCGGCCUCGCGUUGGGCUCUGGGGUUGGCCGUAGCGGCGGACGUGACGUAAAAACCAUAGAGCGAAGUCAGGAGGGACCAAAGAACGCGAGGGCGACGGGUGCCCCGCUGGGCCAAGCUACCCUCGUCCGCCUUGUUUUUCUGGGUGCGGGGCUUAAAAGGGGGGCAGCAAUGCCACGCUAUGCCCAGCUAGUUAUGGGGCCCGCGGGGAGUGGAAAGAGCACGUACUGCGCCACGAUGCUCCAGCACUGCGAAGUCCUGAACCGCUCGGUCCAGGUGGUGAACCUCGAUCCAGCCGCAGAGCACUUCGACUACGACGUCAUGGCAGAUAUCCGGGAGUUAAUUGAAGUGGACGACGUCAUGGAAGACGAUUCUCUCAGGUUUGGCCCCAAUGGUGGCUUGAUUUUCUGCAUGGAAUACUUCACAAAAUUUGACUGGCUGGAAGAAUGUCUUGGCCAUGUGGAAGAUGAUUAUAUUCUUUUCGAUUGCCCAGGUCAGAUAGAACUCUACACCCAUUUGCCAGUGAUGAAACAAUUCGUAGAACAGUUGCAGCAGUGGGAAUUCCGCGUCUGUGGAGUCUUUCUCGUUGACUCUCAAUUCAUGGUGGAAUCUUUUAAGUUCAUCUCUGGCGCCAUGGCGGCUCUCAGCGCUAUGAUAUCCUUGGAGAUUCCCCAGGUCAACAUCAUGACGAAGAUGGACUUGCUGAGCAAAAAAGCAAAGGCAGAAAUUGAAAAGUAUCUGGAUCCUGACAUGUAUUCUGCAAUGGAAGAUUCUACAGAUUUACUCAAAACCAAACAGUUUAAGAAACUGACGAAAGCCAUCUGUGGUUUGAUUGAUGACUACAGCAUGGUUCGCUUCCUGCCUUUUGACCGCUCAGACGAGGAGAGCAUCAACAUUGUACUGCAGCACAUAGAUUUCGCCAUUCAGUACGGAGAGGAUCUGGAAUUUAAAGAGCCAAAGGAAACGGAGGAAGACAAAUCUUCAGCUUUUGAUGAAUAUUUCCAAGAUCGAGUAGAUGAAUGAAUGAAGACAUGGGAGUCUGUUUUGUCAAAAUGAAACAAAAAUGCUUAGGUUUUUCUAGGCAGUGUAUAUUAAAACGCACCAUCUGAUGGAUGUAUCUGCUGGAAAUUGAACUAUGGACUUUUCCCCCCUCCACAAAGAAUUAAUGUAUAUAAUUGGUCGAUUCCACAGAGAAGUAAAUUAUUGAAUUACAUCUUUAUUGUGCCAUCAAGGAAAACAUAUUUCUUUGAAAGUGUUAUUUGUGUGUGUCUGCUCAUUUCAACAGCUGGAAUUAAUAAAUACAGAGUGUUUAUUUAAA